AGAAGUCAAUGUCAAUGUCAUAAAUAUGACAUCACCUUUGUUGACAAACGUUCAUGAUGUUUUAUCCUCGGAAUCGGACAAAAACUGUUAUUUAGUCCAAGGCAAUUACCAAUAUUAUCAUUACGGGUGUGAUGGUUUUGACGAUAGGGGCUGGGGAUGUGGGUACCGAACUCUUCAAACAUUGUGUUCCUGGUUAAAUCAAAACUAUAAGAGUAUAAAUAGAGUACCGUCUAUAAAGGAAAUUCAAGAAAUCCUAGUAGAAUUAGAAGAUAAACCCAAAAGUUUUUUGGGAUCAAGACAAUGGAUUGGUAGUUUUGAGGUAUGCCUAGUUAUUGACAAGCUGUAUGAUGUUCCAUGCAAAAUUGUUCAUGUCAAUAAAGGAGAUGAGCUGGAGAAGAUAACGGAAACUUUGAAGGUUCAUUUUACUAGUUUUGGAAGUCCUAUUAUGAUGGGUGGAGAUGUGGACUGUUCAUCAAAAGGUGUUAUGGGAAUUACUGUGUCUGAAAGAAGCAGCAGUCUAUUAAUAGUGGAUCCACAUUAUUUUGGGAAAGAACAGUCCAAGGAAUACCUGAAGAACAAAGAUUGGGUAAAAUGGCAGCCAUUAAAUGACUUUUUGAGUUCAUCUUUCUACAAUCUUUGUUUGCCACAAGUAAAGUGCUGCAAGUAAAUAAUAAAAGGAUUUUUUUUUAUA
Messenger RNA from Papilio polytes (common Mormon), 691 nucleotides. It is a transcript of the gene Ufsp1, whose product is annotated as probable Ufm1-specific protease 1. The record is from RefSeq and is a predicted model, not a curated record. Bases 26 to 667 code for a protein of 213 amino acids. Lineage: Eukaryota; Metazoa; Arthropoda; Insecta; Lepidoptera; Papilionidae. The transcript has 4 exons.